AUGGGUCCUCUGAUGCUCCCGUUGACCAGCAAGCGACCAUCCUCCUCCCUGAGACAGCUGCAGGUCUCACCCGGACGUGACAGAUCUGUAGCCCCUCGGUCUCUGUCACAGGCAAGCGGGGUGACACCUUCUUGGCCGCCGUUCCAGCUCAUCUUGCUCAUCACCACAUUUAUGACCUUCGCUCCCGCCAACUCGUUCACACUCUUUCACGACACUCUCCACCUGAUCUACGGAUCAAGAGUGGUCGUUAUUGCAACAACAACAACAUCAAGCCCAUGCCACCUCGUCGAUCCCGAGGAAGACCUUCAACAUCGCGCGGACGAGGCUCAGGCAGAGGCCUUACAACCACCACAACGGGAGGAAACAUCUCCUCCUCACCCGGCCACGCCCGUUCGCGAAGGCAUACCAGCGGCUUCUUUGGAUAUAGCAGAAAGUAUUCGCGGCCGGAGACGAUCUCAAACCCGCGCAGCGCAAGCUGGUGAAAUGCUUGCCCAAGAACACACACACGAAGCAGCCGAGACGGCGCAACCCACUUCACCUUCAUUACCAAACCCACCACCGGCUGCGAUCACGAGUCGGGAUGAGGAGGACUUGGCGCUUCAGGCUGGGGGAUCAGUGCUACAGGCUGGGGGAUCACCGACAAAUGUUCAGUCUCACGCUCAUGCCGUGCAAUUUCGGAUGGAGAUAGCUUCCAUCGCGAGAGAGGCCGAUCCCAGCUCACCUCUGGAUCCACCACUGAUAGUAAGGCUGCGAGUUCAUGAUCCUAACAGCAACGAUAUACUCGGGGAGCAAUACCACCCACAUCUGCUGGCUCAUGUGGGCCUUUAUGAUGAACAUGGUAUAAAUAUCCUAUCUCCACCUGAUCGCUACCUUUUCAGAGGUCCCAACCUUGCUGCAAGCCCAGCGAUCUUCAACGAGCCCGAUUUAACCUUGGAAGCGAUUCUUGGACCAGAUCACACAGUCUAUUCUGGCUCCGCUCCGUCCCACAGAUCAGUUUUCUUUGUCUAUCCAGGUUUACACAUCACCAGGCCUGGCAGAUAUAGGAUGCGGUUAAGGCUUGUUGGUAUCGGAUCCGAUAGCCCAGGCGGGGGAGUCUCUCCCGCCGCUGCACGUCUGGUCGCGUCAAUCAAUGCCCAGAUUGCUGUGGCCCUGCAAAGCAGCUCGACCUCAGACUUGUCAACCAGCAACAGUAGCGGAUCUGGGUCAGCAUCUUCGGAAAACGCUGGUUCAAGUCCAGUAUUACCAUAUCGUCCGCCGUACCCGGCUCAUCCGCCAGUUGGAACGCCCCCGUGAAGCCAAG
This is a messenger RNA of Saitoella complicata NRRL Y-17804, 1300 nucleotides long. RefSeq lists its product as uncharacterized. Lineage: Eukaryota; Fungi; Ascomycota; Saitoellomycetes; Saitoellales; Saitoellaceae. The coding region runs from base 1 to 1293 and encodes 430 amino acids. The transcript has 5 exons. The record is from RefSeq and is a predicted model, not a curated record.